GUUAUUGUGAAAUCUAUGGGCUGUGUUAUAUUGGCACCUCUUCUAAACAAAGUUGUAAAAAAAGCUGAGGAUCUGGAUCAAUACCAAGCUGCCAUCACACAUCUGACCAGGACUUGCAGGCCAAAUGAACUCCUGGAUAGCAUGCUUGAAAUAACUGAAGGCAUUGAUCCAGGUGCCAUUUCCGAGACAAUCCUAGCCCUUCUUCCGCAUCUUCAAUCAGUACUUCUCCGGCUGGAUGAGGGGAAGGCGGCCUGUGUGGGCUCGACUCUGUCGGCCCUGCAGAAGCAGCUGUCCCGGCUGCCUGUGCCUUACACGGAGCAGCAGGAGGAGGCUGAUGAGUACGGCCUGUGCCGCUGCAGCGCUGCCUUGACUGCGUUCGCAGAACCUUUCGUGGAGGAAGUGAAGAGGACAGACGGAAAUUGUGCUGCUACAGCUGAAGAUGAGGAGCUAAAGAUUGAGCUUCUGAAGUUCUGCAUGAGGAGUUUGAGAGCGCCUUUGCUUGAGGCUGAACUGAAGCACGACAAAAAAUCACCAUUGUGGCUCUUUGCAGUAGAGAUAAUGGUCACACUUUCUGCAAUCAAAGAGCCUCUUCCGGGGCUCCUUUUCUUCAGCUCACUGAGGAAAAACAUCCUGAUGGACAAUAAUCAGUUCAAGGAGGCGAGAGCAUGUCUGGCUUAUCUGCUGUUUGUUCAGCUCAUAACCAUCGACAACUUUCCAGCAGUGUUCAGCCAUGUGUUUAUUCUCCAGUGCAACAUGGAAUACAUCAGUCAGCUGCUCAGCAGCAAAAAGGAAUCACAUUUGCUCAAAGGAUUGGCGCUGUUCACAAAAAGCUUGGAGCGUGUGCAGGACAACAGCCUCCCAGUGAGUCUGCUGGAUCUGAAGAGCUUCUACAGUGUACCACAUAACCUGCGGCGAGUUCUUACCGACUGCCCAAUACAGCACUUGAGAGAAUCGGGCCUGCAGGUUUUCCAGGUAUUCAUCAAUAAAUUAGAUGCAGAAGCAAAGCACAAAUUCUUCAGGUGCAUGUUAAAAACCAGCAAUCACGCAGGAAUAGAAAGUUAUAUAAUCAAGAACAUCAGGAAUCAAUUUGAAUUUUCUAUGAAGCAGGGUAAUGCCAACGAUUGGUUCUUGGGAACGGAGUUUAUUUCGCUGAUGAGACUGGUGCUGCGCUUGCCACAAGGUGCCGAGACAGAUUUGCUCGGCAGUAUGGACAAGGUAAUGGAGAGCCUAAAUCUGCUACGCUAUGUUCUUAUCAGAGACGAAGAGCUGAGAACCAAUGAAGAUGUGUGGGAAGAGUUGUGCAGGAUCAAAGAGGAAUACCUAAAAAUGCUGCGUGUAUGUAUCAGCAUAUCAAGAGCGUAUUAUUCCUCUGAACUGAAAGCACUGAGGGAGGACCAAAAGCUAAAAGCAAAAGAAGCCAGAGAUGCUGCUCGAUCCACUAAAUUAGUCAAAAGCAUCACAGUAAAGCAGGAGAAAGUGUCCAACAUGUCCCCAGAGGUCCAGCACCAGGUGCUGCAGAGUGCUUUGGUGACAUUUGACCUCAUGGAGAGUCUUAUAGUCCGAAUCGAAGAGAUCACGGAGGAAAAACUGAACAAACUAAACUGAGACUCUGAAUUCAGACCCUUCAAUAUUUUUCUAAAUAUAUCUUUAUUUGGUUUGCUUUGUUUGACUGAAUAAAGUGUGUGCUUAUAUACAAGAAUGUAUACAAGAUGAUACUAAAUACUGAAAUGUCUGCUUUUGUAUUUUCAGCCCAUCGGGCUCGUGCUGGUUAGCAUUAAAUAAAACAUGCCGAAUCACCUGCCGA
Oreochromis aureus is the source of this 1804-nucleotide messenger RNA. RefSeq names its product glomulin-like. The coding region runs from base 16 to 1605 and encodes 529 amino acids. Gene Ontology annotation, cellular component: cytoplasm. The record is from RefSeq and is a predicted model, not a curated record. The transcript has 16 exons. Gene Ontology annotation, molecular function: ubiquitin-protein transferase inhibitor activity. Lineage: Eukaryota; Metazoa; Chordata; Actinopteri; Cichliformes; Cichlidae.